AUUUGGUAUGCGGCGGGAUGCAGCCAGUGAACGACGCGCGCGCGCUCUCCCUGCGCUUCAGUGUGAAUGCGCGCGAUCCUCGUCCUGCCACUGGCUCGCGUUCUUGAGGAAUUCGUGAUCAAUGAAACUGAAAGACAAAAAAAAUCCCGAGUGACAAGCCCGAGAAUGCCCCGAACGCCAGGUGAGGGAAGAAAGACACUUUCUUAAUGGAUCAUUUGCAUGUAACAUCGUGGAGUCUGCUUGGUGUGCCUUCCUCCUGCUCACUCAACUGCUAAGCGACGUCCUCUGCCUGCAUCACCAUUAGCACUGCUUUGUCUAAGAUAUGAUCUUCAUGAACAAGACCCUGUAUCAUAAACAAGCAACAGGAAAUGCCAUGGAUAUCCUUAACGCAGUAGAUUUCUCUUUUACAUAGCAUUUCGAGUGAUUCGCUUCGCAUUUUACACAACACAAAUUCCAAACUUCUCUCCGUAACUGGCCAUGAUUGACAAGAACUCCAAGUGAAACGCUGUCCAAGGGGAGAGGAGAGAGAAACGGCAGCCACAUUCAGAUGAUGGGGGCACCUGGCGGGCCAGCACUGGCUGGGUUUGGAUCUACGACAUCCUCCCUGGACCUAGUUGGCUGGAUGGUCUGGCCUGGCAAUACCACUGUGAGUCUGAACCAGAGCUCCUUUGGGACCGACUACAGCUUCAAUCUGUCCUCUUCUUCAUCCUCUCCUCAUGGGGUAGAAAGGGAAGCGAUGAAGGAAAAGAACUGGCCAGCCCUUCUGAUACUGGUGAUUAUCAUUUUGACAAUCGGAGGGAAUAUUUUGGUGAUUUUGGCCGUGUCGCUGGAGAAGAAGCUUCAGAACGCGACAAACUUCUUCCUGCGUUCGCUGGCGGUGGCGGACAUGCUGGUGGGCAUCUUGGUCAUGCCCAUCUCUCUUAUAAACAUCCUGUAUGAUUAUGCCUGGCCGUUGCCCAGCGCCCUUUGUCCAAUUUGGAUAUAUCUAGAUGUUCUCUUCUCCACUGCUUCCAUCAUGCACCUGUGUGCCAUUUCCCUCGACCGAUACGUGGCCAUACGCAAUCCAAUCGAGCACAGCAGAUUCAACUCCCGCACCAAGGCCAUGCUAAAGAUUGCUGCUGUCUGGACCAUUUCAAUAGGUAUCUCAAUGCCCAUUCCAGUGAUUGGACUGCAUAACAGAGAUAAGGUUUUUAUAAAUGGCAACUGUGCUCUGAACGAGGAGCGCUUCAUACUGGUUGGUUCAUUCGUUGCCUUCUUCAUUCCUCUGGUCAUCAUGGUGGUAACAUAUUGUCUUACCGUCCAAGCGCUUCAACGUCAAGCCACAGUCUUCCUUUUCGAGGGGAAAGCGUCUUCUCAGCAGCCUUUGCAGCCUCCUGCUCAAUCCACUUCGCAGCUUGCCCCACCAUCUGCUCCGUCUCGCCGCGGUAGCCUGAACUGUCUUCGUAUCGGCAAUAGUGACGGAAACACCCUCGGUCUGACCCCGCCGUCAGACACGAUCUCAAUGAUCCCGAGCUCAGAGGUUCCUUCUCAAAUGAAUUCCCCCGCCGGACGAGACCCGGGCGGAGCCCGUGGCCGACGUGGCAUGAUGCAGGCAAUCAAAAACGAACGGCGAGCUUCCAAGGUGUUGGGCGUGGUGUUCUUCCUCUUCCUGAUCAUGUGGUGUCCCUUUUUUAUCACUAACGUUCUGUACGUCCUCUGCCGCGGAGCUUGUAACGAGCCUCUGCUCAAUGAACUGCUAAACGUGUUUGUUUGGGUAGGGUACAUCUCAUCAGGGGUUAACCCUUUAGUAUACACAUUGUUCAACAAGACAUACAGACGGGCAUUUUCGAGUUACAUGCACUGCCAGUACAGAAGGGUGGGGCUUAAAGCCAUCCCAAUAAACAUUCCAUGUUCAUCUCACGCAGCAGUCACGCCCAUCCUGAUUUGCCAAAAAAUCGCUGUCGACCGUAACAGUAACUGCCGGAACGGCGAUGGGAAUGGAAUCCGGAAUCUGGAGCUCAAUGACAUGGACACCGACCCUGGACUGGAGCUAAAACCGGGAUUAUCAGAGCUAUCCAUCAGCAGCAGCCAUAGCCACACAGAACAUACCAGCAGUGUUUAAAAAUCCUUAUUUAUGUGACAUGGAUGCUGGGUGUGAUGUGAUCAAAGUGAUAUUUCUUGAUCUGUGUCAAGAUGCCACAUCACUGUGAUUGGCUACAGCCUCGGCUGUAUCACAGCAUAGAAAGUUUGCCGAUCGAUACAGUGACGUGACAAUAAACUAACAGGGUCAGACAAUAUUGUGUCAGUGUGAGGAAACUGAGAAGGAAUGUUUGUGUGUGUGCGCGUGCGUGUGCGUUUGUGUUAACAGGUUCAGAAUCUGAAUGUCAAUAAAUCCUGCAUGAGUAGCCAGUGUCCCACUAAAGCAGCAUUGGGCAAUUGAGCAUUGCUGACACAAGACUGCAGUUCAUGCAGCAAAUAUUUCACAGAGUCACAGCAUCCUCUUGUGGUAAACUGAAUCAUUACAUUAAGACUAGUAUGAACCCAAAACAUAAACAUGAAUUAUUUAAAGUGCCAGUCAGGUCCAAUUUCUAAGCUUCCUAACAUUGUUAAGGAGUCCCCUACAUUACAACACAAGGUUUAAAUGCAUGCAAGGUCAAAAACAGUUAUUUUCUCAAAUUAUAAAUUUAAUAGUUACCCUAUUUCUCAGAGAUUCCCAAACAAUUCCUGCAAAGUCUUUCAAAGAUCCAGCCUGCCUAAACCCCACCUUUCGGUAGCCUACUCUGCUCUGAUUGGUCAACAGACACAGUCUCUGCACAGUCCAACAAUAGUGCAACAUGCAGUGACCUAAUGCUAAUGUGACUUGCUGACAAGACAUCAAGAAUUUGAUAACAAACAUCAGUACACAUCAUUCAUCAUUAAGCUAAGUAAUAAAAACGACAACAGACACAAAAAUUUACACUCAUCUAAGAAAGGCCCUGUCCCAAAUGGCACACUUAAUGUGGACUUUCAGUCUUGUGGCCUUAAAGGACAAGUUCGGUAUUUUAGACUUAAAGCCCU
Messenger RNA from Paramisgurnus dabryanus, 3036 nucleotides. RefSeq names its product 5-hydroxytryptamine (serotonin) receptor 2C, G protein-coupled-like 1 (gene htr2cl1). NCBI's taxonomy places the organism in Eukaryota, Metazoa, Chordata, Actinopteri, Cypriniformes, Cobitidae. Gene Ontology annotation, biological process: phospholipase C-activating serotonin receptor signaling pathway; chemical synaptic transmission; serotonin receptor signaling pathway. Gene Ontology annotation, cellular component: dendrite; plasma membrane. Gene Ontology annotation, molecular function: G protein-coupled serotonin receptor activity; neurotransmitter receptor activity. The record is from RefSeq and is a predicted model, not a curated record.